This is a messenger RNA of Cucumis sativus (cucumber), 1034 nucleotides long. RefSeq lists its product as uncharacterized. Bases 38 to 778 code for a protein of 246 amino acids. The transcript is spliced from 2 exons. Lineage: Eukaryota; Viridiplantae; Streptophyta; Magnoliopsida; Cucurbitales; Cucurbitaceae. The record is from RefSeq and is a predicted model, not a curated record.
ACUAUUUUAUAGAUUUAAAUUGGCACAUUUUUUAGCAAUGUAUCAGAAAUUGUAUCUGCCUGGGAGCCUGCCUGGCAGUUGCAAUAGGAAGGAGAGACAAAAUUAUCUGCUUUGGACUACUAAAAUGGACCAUUUACUUGCCACAACUCUUGUCGAGCAAGAAAAAGAAGGAAGUAAGGUUGAUGGCGCAUGGAAGCCUGUUGAAUGCGCAGCUCUUCAAGUCUUGAAUGAAAACCUUGGUGAUGGUUUAACUAAAGAACAUGUCAGAAGUCGAUUAAAAACUUGGAAAAAACGGUUCCAUAUUUUAAAGGAGCUUCUUGCACAUAAAGGGUUUGAAUGGGAUGAGGCAAAAAAGAUGGUGGCAGCUGAAAACUCAGUGUGGAACAAUUACAUAAAGGCACAUCCUAAUGCCAGACAGUAUCGUGGAAAAUUUAUUGAACUUUAUGAUGAAUGGUGUAUUAUCAUGGGUGAGCGAGCAAUAUCAAUCUUUUCAGACGAUGAUGCAGAAGUGAAAGAAAUACGGACAAAAGGCAAGGAUAGUUCAGGCUCUUUGAUUGCGUUAGACGCUCGGACUAAUGAUAAGAUGGCAAAGAAAUUAAGAUGGACUAGUGAUAUGGAUCAUUACCUUGGGAGGACUCUCGUGGAGUAUGUGACGAAGGGGUGCAAACUUGAUAAAUCUUUACAACGUGGGGUACUAAAUUUAGCUGUUUCAGCUUUAAAUGAGAAAUACGGGCCGAACUUGACAAAAGAACACAUUAAAAACAGGCUAAAAACUUGAAGGAAGCAAUAUCGUAAUCUGAAAGAUCUUCUUUCUCAUGAUGGGUUCAGGUGGGACAAAACAAGAAAGGUCAUCAUUGCUAAGGACUCAGUAUGGGAUGAUUAUAUCAAGGUAAGUAGAAAAUCUGCAGAAUUCCAUGCAUUUGAUCAUGUUCUUUAUUUUUGUUGUUGUUACUGUUUAUUUUGUGAAAUGAAUCAUUUAGAAUCAUGAAAAGAAAUACACGGGCACACGAAAAAUAGGCCCAUAAGAGGGGCUG